This is a messenger RNA of Paraglomus brasilianum, 3834 nucleotides long. The record is from the annotation of a GenBank genome assembly. NCBI's taxonomy places the organism in Eukaryota, Fungi, Glomeromycota, Glomeromycetes, Paraglomerales, Paraglomeraceae.
AUGACUUCCAUAAACGCAGACAAGCCCAGCUCCAUCCUCUACGUUGGACCAGUUACUAGUCUGAAAUUCCAUAAUAGCAAAAUUCUCCUCGCCGGACACGGGCCAUUACUUAAAGUAUUUUACAUUCCGAGCGGAGAACUUUUAGAGGUUGUCAUUGGAUUGGAAUGUUUGAGAAUCAGAGGCAUUGUUCACGUCAAUCAGACAAAUACUACCCAAGAAACCCAGCAACAUGAACAAGCAAAAGCUCCAACAAACGAGAAUUGUGUUUAUGUCAUCUAUGGAGGAAAGACCGUUCGCGUUUUGGAGAUGAGUCUCAGUUAUGAUGACACACCGAAACCAAAAUGUAAAAUCACAUUUAUAACUCCUCCCAUUAACAUGCGUGAUUGGAUACUCGACAUUAACUGGGUGUAUGGAUGCGAAGGAGAAUCUAUCAACGAGUCUGCAUUCUCAGAGCCUUGUUCUCAAUCUUCGGGGGACGUUAACCAGCCCCAUCUUUGUGUAGCCUACGCCCACAACUUUGUCGAUCGAUUCACUUACCUUUUCCGCUCUCUCGUGAAAACGGUUACUUGUUCAUCUCGAUGCAUUCUGUAUUCGGCGCGAUUUUACGGACAUUCCUGGGAAACGUUGCUCUUGGCAGCUGGUACGGUGUUCAAUGAAGUGCAUUUGUGGAGUGUUAAAGAUGGUGUUGUUAUGAAGAAAUUUAUCGGACAUGAGGGUGUUAUCUUUAAUGUACGGUUUAGUUUUGAUGGAUCUAUUCUCGCAUCUGUUUCCGAUGAUCGUACGAUACGUGUCUGGAAAACCGACGUUAAUGACAAGACAAAACCAAUAACUUUAUAUGGUCACACGGCGCGCAUAUGGGACUGCCAGAUAGUGGGCAACUAUCUCGUUAGUAUUUCCGAGGAUUCGACAUGUCGCGUGUGGCAGAAUCCAGUUAACGUUCGCGAUAUCAAAGAUGCGCUUGACAUUGAUUGUCUUGCAUGCUGGGAGGGACAUGUUGGAAAAAAUGUAUGGAGCUUGAGUAUCUGUGAGGAGAAAGGAAUUGUUGCAACAGGUGGACAAGAUUCGGGAAUCAGGCUAUGGUCAUUGCUGGAUGUUAGCAGUAAUAAGAUCGACUCUGAAGCAGAUCUGAUAUGUGCACCACUUCCGUCGCUGGAAACGUACCACAAGCUACAGGUAGACUGUGUGAACCCCAAAAAAUCGGAAACCAAGGAAUAUGUGCGGAACUGCGUAAUCGUCAGCAUGGACGAAAUUGUUAUUGGAACUAAUUUGGGCCAUAUUCUCCUUCACAAUCAUCAAACGCAUACUUGGACGCCGAUAUUUUAUUCUACAGAAUUAUCGAAUUACAAUAUGAUGACAGCAUCAAAGUGCGGACGAAUUGUGUGUUGUGGAGGCAUUAAUGGACAAGUGUUCAUCCUUAGUGUACGACAUGUCUUUGAGCCAAUUAGGAUAAAUCUUCAUCCACACAAAGUGUUUGAACUGUUUAUCUUGGACACGAAUGUUGCCGACAUACUAUAUAUAAUAUCUCACGCUGUACAUAAUGACAUUUAUGUGCUGGAAUUAGAUUUGAAAUGUGAGACGUCACACGUCAGACCGCUCUUUAAACUAGCUGUUCCUCCUCGCUUUCUCUUAAUGUCCACAGCGUAUUCAUCUCAAUACGGACUACUAUUUUGUGGAUCACGGGAAGGUGGAUUGGGUAUUUAUCAGUUACCUCCUCCCAAAGGGUGCGAAGAAGUAAGGAAAGGGAAGGAUGAAGAAAGUUCACAGAAUGACAACGAAUGUCCAGCAGCCGCGAUGCAAUCUUCAACACAAAUACCUACUUUGUAUCUUAUCUUAUACAAAUGUAAAACGCAUCGUAGACAAGCUUUGACAUCUAUAGUGUUAGAGUAUCCCCCUGUCGCAGUUGAUAACAACACCACAGACGAUGCGAAUGACUUUAUCUUUAUAUAUACUACCGGCCGUGACGGCGAAUACAUCAAGUAUCGAUUGAAAGGGGUGGAGACAUUGAGAAAGCGACGUAAAGAAAAAAGUGUUUACGGAAAUACACAUGGAGAAAAUAGCGGAGAAAAGUGCGAGGACAAAGACGGUAGCGGAGAGCAUGUUUACGUGAAAGGAACCGAGAAGAAUUUAGAAGUUGGCAAAGCAAAGCAUUGGAAAGGAAAAGGCGAAUCAGAUAGUUGUCUGCAAUUAGAAGAAGUCUAUCGCGCAAAAAUUACCAAAGGAUGGCUUGAGCAGGCAGUUCUCUUUGAAAACGCACUUUUUCUCCUCGGAUUCUAUCGUAAACGCUUUUUCGUGUUCAAUCAAUCUAAAUCCUACGAUAUCUUCAGUGUAGCCUGUGGAGGUGCACACAGAGUAUGGCACUUUUCCGCUGCUGAUGCGAAGUUGGACAGUGCUACUUUUUUGUUUAUUAGAAAAGAGAAGGUCUAUAUAUAUUCCAGAACAGGAAGUUUAAAGAAUGACGCGUUUACGGAAUGUAAAUUAGGAAAUGACUUUCAUGGACGAGAGACGCGGAGUGUUUCGUUUUGUCAAUAUCCUAUUGCGGUUGACAACUAUUAUCCUUUGAUAUUUGCUACUGGAGCUGAGGAUUCUUUGCUGAGGUUAUUUCAAUGUAUGGGAAUGAUAACUCGGGGGAAUAAUAUUGAUAAUUCGGAUACUAAUAUUCCUGGAGACAUGCAGAAUGGUCUCAGAAGUCUCUGUUGCGUCAAGAAACAUACUUCUGUUAUUAGAAGUAUUCAAUGGAGUAAGGGCAAAGAACUUCUCCUAUUUACCAGUGGAGCGAGUGAAGAGCUACGCUGUUGGAAAAUAGAAUUGACACUACCUCGUGAUCGUAUGGUCAGUGAAGGUUCUCUGCUUGUUGAUGUUAAUUGCCUUGAGUGGGGAAGUUGUCCGAGUAUCAGCGACAUCCCCGAGAUGCGUAUAAUGUCUACUUCUGUCCAUCCAAUCGACAAUAUUGACGGAAUACAUGUUAUAGUGUCAGGAUAUUCCGAUUCCAUACUCAGAGUAUGGUUAUUUACAGAAAAAACGCGCUCCUUUACACUUGUUGCUAUUGGACAAUUUCACGAUAAUUGUAUAUUAAAAGUGAAAUGUAUCGCAGUGAAAGAUAAAUUCCUUGUGUUAACUUCAGCAACAGAUGGACGCAUUGCAAUAUGGGACAUAUCUGACGUAAUUAAUAGUGUUAUUAAUCUAAUCACGACACAACAAUUUAAAAGACAUUCUUCCAGCGCAUCUUCCUCCGCGCCCUCUUCCCUUAACCAACCUCAUGUCCUUAACCGACCACUAUUUAUAUCAGCUCUACACCAAUCAGGUGUUAAUGUAUUUGACAUUGUUCAUGUGAACGGGUAUAGAUACCUGCUUGCAUCGGGUGGAGAUGACAAUGCAAUUGCGGUGAAGGGAAUAGAAAUUAAAAUUGAUGAGGGAAUCAUGGAAAUCGGGAAUUGGGCGGGAGGGGAGUUGUUUGGAAAAGGACAUUUAAAUAGGGAAGGAUUAAUAGAAAGAACAGAGGAAUGUGUAAUCAGGAUCGAGAACGCGCAUGCGUCUAGCAUUCAGGGUUUAAAGUUUCUCAACGCCUCAACGUUCGUUUCUGUUUCUCUUGAUCAAAGACUGAACAUAUGGGACAUCAGAUUCGAAGACAAUUCAUCAUGUGAAGACGACAAGAAGGUGAAGCUAAAAGCAUCCAAGUUUAUCGAUGUUUGUGAUCCCGCUUGUUUAGAUAUGACAUGGGAUGAAGAAGCGGUGCGCGAAGACGAUAGUAAAGAAUUUAAUCGCGAUGAGAACAACCUCGUGAUGCAUGCAAUAGUGGGUGUUGCUGGAAUUGGAUUCCAACUCUUCAGGAUUUAA